Molecule: messenger RNA, 2874 nt
Organism: Phyllopteryx taeniolatus (common seadragon)
Lineage: Eukaryota; Metazoa; Chordata; Actinopteri; Syngnathiformes; Syngnathidae
Product: gastrula zinc finger protein XlCGF57.1-like
Exons: 2
Coding region: 51-1595 (514 amino acids)
Source: RefSeq, a predicted model, not a curated record
GCCGACGCGUUUGUGAGCAACACAUCGCUUAGCAGAGAUCAAGUGUGAAAAUGUGCGCAAGAAGGACAGCAGAGGUCGAGGAGGAGCUUAGUGGACCAAAACAGGAACUAUUGGACGCUGUUUGCAAGAUGCAGCGUCGAGACAUCAGUGAAGAUUUUGGUCCUGGGCAGCAGAAGCCAGCGUACCCUCAUUUUAAAGAGGAAGUGGAGGAUGAAGAGCCCCCCCAAAAUCAAGAGGAUGAGGAGCCAGAUCACCCUCGCAUGGAAGAGCUGGAAGAUCCCUACCACAUUAAAAAGGAAGAGAAGUCUGAGUCCCCUCACAUUAAAAAGGGGAGGGAUGAACAGCCCCUGCAUAUUAAAGAGUGGGAAGAAGAGCCACCGCACGUUAAAGAGGAGGAUGAGCAUAUCACCAAUAUGCCAUCAAUUGGGGUUUGUUUGAAGAGUGAAGAUUGUGAAGGUGAGGAGAGCACAGGGACUGAGGCUCCAAGCAGCAGCUUUAUGACUCCACUAUCAGAUAGUGAUGACAAAGCGUCACACACUCCUGAUGGUGAUGAAGCGUCUCAAGGUCAUAAGGCAGGUCACAGUGAAGACAAGCACUGGAAAUGUUCCCAUUGUGGGAAAACCUUUGCUUUUAAGAGCCGUUUGAAACUGCACACGAGAACGCACACUGGAGAAAAACCUUUUACCUGCUCAUUUUGCGAUCAAAGAUUCUCUUGUAAAAGUCAAUUGACAACACACACUAGAGCGCACACUGGAGAGAAACCUUUUACCUGCUCAGUUUGUGGCCAAAGAUUCUCCUUGAGUGGAAACUUAACAAUACAUACAAGAACACACACUGGAGAGAAGCCAUUUGCCUGCUCAAUUUGCGGUCACAGAUUCUCUCAUAGAAGUCAGCUGAGAGUACACACAAGGACACAUACUGGUGAGAAGCCUUAUGCAUGCACCGUUUGCGGUAAAGGUUUCUCUGAAAACAGAACUUUGAGAGAACACUCAAAAACACACACUGGUGAGAACCCUUAUACCUGCACAGUAUGUGGUAAAACCUUCACACUCAAGGGACAUUUGAUAACACACACAAGAAUACAUACUGGGGAGAAACCUUUUGUCUGCUCGUUUUGUGGUCAAACUUUCACUCGAAGAGACCAUUUGACAACCCACACAAGAACACACAUUGGUGAGAAACCUUUUGCCUGCUUAGUUUGUGAUCAAAGAUUCUCUCAUAACAGAACUUUAAUAAAUCACACAAGGACACACACUGGUGAGAAACCAUUUGCCUGCCCAGAUUGUGGUAAAAGAUUCACUCAGAAGGGAGACUUACAAACACACACGAAAACGCACACUGGCGAGAAACCUUUUUCCUGUUGUGUUUGUAAUCAAAGAUUCUCUCGCAAUGGAAACUUAAUACGUCACAAAAGGACACACACAGGGGAGAAACCUUAUGCAUGCACAGUUUGUGGUAACAGUUUCUCCCAUAAGGGACAUUUGACAACACACACACGAAUACACACUGGGGAAAAACCUUUUGCCUGCUCAGUUUGUGGACAAACAUUCAAUCGAAAAGGCCAUUUGACAAUACACACAAGAACACACACAUGAUAGAGUUUUUACUAGCUAACUUUGUCAACAAUAAUCCCAGUGCUCAUACCGGUCAUUGGAGAUGUCAAUCUGUGUCCUCCCUUUCAUGUGUACAUAUGUAUAUAUAUAUAUAUAUAUAUAAAGAGAGAGAGAGAGCGAUGCAAUAAAGGUGAAUAAAACGUUACCUCCUUUAUGUGAAAUGUCACUCUAAACAGAGCUAUGGCAUGUUUGAAUUAGAAGAGAUUAUGUUAAUUCUGAUUGUGAAAUACCAUCCAUCUAUUUUCUGUACUGCUUAUCUUCACUAGGGUCGCGGUGUGCUGGAGCCUAUCCCAGCUGUCUUUGGGCGAGAGGCGGGGUACACCCAGAACUGGUCCCCAGCCACUCGUAGGGCACAUACUGUAUAAACUAACAACCAUUAACACUCACAUUCACAACUACAGGCAAUUUAGAGUCGUCAAUGAACCUACCAUGCAUGGAUUUGGCAGGAAACCGGAAUACCUGGAGAAAACCCACACAGGCACGGGGAGAACAUGCAAACUCCACACAGGCGAAGCAGGGAUUUGAAUCCCGGUCCUCAGAACUGUGAGGCCGAUGUGCAAACCAGCCCCCACCAUGCCGCCUGAUUUAAAAAUGAUUUUACUAAUUGUCUUUUGUGUUAGACGUGUUGACAAGUGUGCUGUUGAGACAACCAGUGACCAAUGAAGCUUCAACUGGAAAUGCAGAUGUCUCAGGAAUGUCUCAAGAAAUUGAUUUGAUUGCUACUUGACUGUUUUGGUUGUCUUACAGAAGGUUUCACCUCUCAUCCGAUCAGGCUUCGUCCAUUUUUUUUAUCUAGCCUAUGUGCAUGUGCAAUGUCAUCGAAGACAACCAAAAGAGUCCAGUUGCGAUUUGAUUUUACGCCCUGAGAAUGAGGUGAACUGGUUGAAUAAGAAAAAUUCACAGACAUAGAUGUUUGAUCAUGAAACUGUCUGUGACACUGAUUUUGAACAAUAUUUUAUCUCCCUUGUAGUUUUUAUAUUGUAUCCUAUUUACCUUCUUCCAAACCUCCAGUGGACAAGUAUCAAUAAAUAGCAUUUGUGCUGCUUUGUCCAACGUUUUGUGAUGCUUAUAUCAAGUAUCAAAUUAGUGACCGAUUGAUUAAUGAAACUUUGACUUACAGUGGUCAGAUGAAAAAGUGUGAUCCUGAUUAUAAUACAACUCUUCAAAAAGAGUGUCUCAGUUUACAUGUACUGAUAUAUAUAUAUAUAUAUAAAACAUAUUUGGAAAACAGAAUGCAAAGAAAUAAAUGGCUGAAAGUGCA